This is a messenger RNA of Sipha flava (yellow sugarcane aphid), 3867 nucleotides long. Its product is annotated as checkpoint serine/threonine-protein kinase BUB1-like. Gene Ontology annotation, biological process: protein phosphorylation; mitotic spindle assembly checkpoint signaling; meiotic sister chromatid cohesion, centromeric. Bases 424 to 3852 code for a protein of 1142 amino acids. The transcript is spliced from 20 exons. The record is from RefSeq and is a predicted model, not a curated record. NCBI's taxonomy places the organism in Eukaryota, Metazoa, Arthropoda, Insecta, Hemiptera, Aphididae. Gene Ontology annotation, molecular function: protein kinase activity; ATP binding.
UCGGUCCAAGGUGUACUUUCGUUUUCCUCUCCACUACUGCACCACCAAACCAUUCGAUUGGACUGGAGCGCCGAUGCGCCGCGGUGCGCAACGGUGUAACAGACCUUCGAAACUGUUAAAAUACGUUAAAAUUUCUCGCGUUUUGAACGGGACGCGGCGUAUUCUUAUCGUUCGGCGCCAUUCGUCGCUGUGUAUUCAUUAUUCUCAGUUUGUUUGUCAAUCCGAACCUCGUGUCCGUUUGCUUUCGUCUGCCAUUCUUUCAUUUGCCAUUCGUCGCAGUGUAUUCAUCAUUCUCCGUGUGUUUGUCAUUCCGAACGUCGUGUCCGUUUGCUUCGCGUUUUCCUUCGCACGAUUGGUUAAUUUCGCGUCGUUUUGAUACCCGUUAUGUUUUGGUUUUGAAAACCAAAUCUCACAGCGAUUAAAAUGAAUACAGUAGAUACUUCUGAUGCUUUGGAUUUAACCAAAGAAAAUAUUAGACCUUUAAAACAAGGUAGAAAACCAAUACAAUUGGAAGCAGCUUUACAAGCUCAAUCUAACUCAGAAAUUCAACAACAGUUGAAUAAAGAUAAAGAAAAAUUUGAACAUGCUAUUCGUACAUAUGAAGGUGAAGAUCCCUUAGCUCCACGUUUUGAAUAUGUCAAAUGGUUGGAACAAAUAUAUCUAAAACAUGGACCUGAAAGUAAUUUAAUGCCUCUAAUUGAAGAAACUGUACAAAGGUUUAAAAAUGAUCCAAAAUACAAACAAGAUCCAAGAUUUAUUCAAAUUUUAAUCAAUUUUAUUGAAAAUCAAACAAAUGCUAUUGAGUUAUAUCAGACAGUUUAUAAUCAAGGAAUUGGUACAAUGUGUGCAAUAUUUUAUCGAGCAUGGGCUGAUUUAUUGGACCGAUAUAAUGAUUUCAAACGUGUGGAUCAAAUAUUUUUGCUGGGGAUUAAUGCUAAGGCUGAACCUGUUGAAGAAUUAGAACAAGCUCAUCUUCAAUUUCAAUUAAGUGUUGCUAGACGACUUCUAAAUGGACAGUUAUCAAAUGAUGAGGAUAAAAAUUCAGAACUUGGAAAAAGACAAGCAUUCAGUGUUUUAAAAUCAUCAGAAACACGCAGUGGCAUUAGACAUGGUUUAGGUGGUAUAGUUGGAAAAGUACCUCAAGUUAAUAAUGUUAAUGGAAAAUCAUCUACACUUAGAAUUUUCGAAGACAAUGAUGAAAAUGGAUUGAUUGGAAUAGAUGGUAAUAAUUGUGAUCUUGCUCAAAAUGGAUUGAACAAAGAAAAUACUGUUAAACCAGGACCAUGGUCAAAACCUAAAAAAAGCCGUUCUAAAUUUGUUAAGCCCGUGUCUUCAAUAAAUUUUGAAGUGCAUCAAGAUAACAAUGUGGAACGUGUAACCAAAUUACCUGGUAUUACAGUACCAAAUGCUUUACGUAGUAUCAAAGGAAGUUCAAAUAUUUCCUGUCCAGUUGCAGUAUUUGAACCUCCUGAUCCUACCAAAAAACCCAUGUAUUGUAAAGAUAAAGUUUAUGCUGCUGGGAGAGAUGUACAGCUUGAAGAAAUUAGGUACGAGGUAUUUCUCAAACAAGAAAAAGAUAAACAGAAAGGAGCAUGUUCAUUUAAUUGCGUCAUAAAAUCACCAACAAAAGAAAAUGCAAUUAAACCUUUGAAGAAAGUAAUUAUACCUGAUGAUAAUAAAAACGCAAAUAAUGUUAAGGCUCCGCAUCCAUUACUUACAGAGUCUGAUCCUUUGAGUCAAUCUGUUACUGUCAACACAAGAGCUGCAAUUGAUUUGGUUCAGCAAAUGUGGAAUAGUCCUUGUUCAGAUAAAGAUGAAGAAAACAAAUUAAUUCCAAAAGAGGCAAAAACUAUAAACGAUUUUUAUAUUUAUACUGAUGAUGAUGAUAAUGCAAAAAUGUAUAAGCAAAAUGCAUUUGUUGAUAAUAAUGUUCAAAAUCAAGUAAAAAAUAUUAAAAUUCCUGAAGUAUAUGUUGAUGAUAAUGAUGAAAACCAAAUAAAAAAUAUAAGAAUUCCAGAAGUAUAUAUUGAUAAAAAUAUUGAAAACCAUGUAAAAACUAAUAAAAUUACUGAAGUAUAUAUUGAUGAUGAUGAUGAAAACCAAGUAAAAAAUAUUAAAAUUCCUGAAGUAUAUGUUGAUGAUAAUGAUGAAAAUCAAUUAAAAAAUAUAAAAAUUCCAAAAGUAUAUGUUGAUAAUGAUGAUGAAAAUCAAAUAAACAAUGUAAAACUUCCAGAAGUAUAUAAUGAUGAAAAUAAUGCACACUCAUUUAAAAAUUUUAAAACACCUGAUGUUAAUAUGAAUAAUAGUAAAAUGUUAAAAAAAUUAAAUACCAAAAAAAAUGAUAUAAUGCAUGUUAGUAAAGAUACUGGCAGCAACAAUAUUGCUAAAUCAAAAAUUUUAAAUUAUGAAAAAAAUAAACAAUGUAUUAAAGCUCAAAAUUAUCAAGUUUAUGAAGAUGAAAGUGAAAAUGAUGAUGAAAUAAAAAUGAAUCAAAUUAAAGAAAUCACUAACAACAUGUCCAACAGUUUGUCAACUUUAAAAAAUAAUCAAGAUGAUGUUAAUGAUGAUAUGACUUGUUCAACUAAAGCAUUUGCAUUUAUUUUGACCAGUUCAACACCAUUAGCUCCUGGAAGAACAAAACCUAGUUGUGUUCCUGAAAAUAAAAAACAACCACUCAUAUUAGUUGAAGAAAAAGAAAAUGAUGAAAAUGAAGAAUUUAAAUCAGGGAAAAGUUUGAGUAUGAUAUUAGAAGCAUCCAAAGAACGAAAUAGUAGUUCUUCAUCAGGAAUUAUAUCAAAACUGGAACACCCUUCUACAAUUGAUUUUGGGGACUCCAUCAAUCCAUUUGAUGAUGAAUUAAUAACGAAAUUAUUACGGAAAGUUAUUAAAUUUCCUAAUGAGCGUCAUUUAUCUGGGUAUAGGGAAUAUAAAUCAGAUAUGCCAUGUAUGCGAUCUGAAUUCAAAUUAGGUGAUAGUAAAAUGUUGUUCCUUGGUGAAAUUGGUAAAGGAUCAUAUGCUCGAGUGGUAAGAACUCGAACAGCUGACAAAAAUUCUGAACAAAGAGCGCUUAAAAUUCAAAAACCUUCUUGUACAUGGGAAUGGUAUAUAAGUAAAGAAAUUCAACACCGUCUUAAGGAUUCUGAAAAAAUAUGUUAUUUUAUAAAUAUGGACAAUAUGUACCUUUUCAAAAAUGGGUCAAUAAUUUCUAUGGAAUUUUCUAUAUAUGGAACAAUAUUAUCAGUUGUUCUAGCUCAUAAAGCGGCAUUUAAUCAAUCCAUCCCUGUCCCAAUAGCUGCUUUAUUGGUUUCACAAAUUACAUCAGCUGUUAAAUACUUACACCAAUGUCAAAUCAUCCAUGGAGAUUUAAAACCAGACAAUGUUAUUUUAAAAUCAUUGCCAAAUCAAUCAUUUCUACCUUGUGUACAAUUAAUCGAUUUUGGUCGUAGUAUUGACAUGACAUUGUUUCCUCCUGACACUAGUUUUACAUAUGCUGUUAAAACUGUAGAUUUUGUUUGCCAUGAAAUGAGAGAAAAAUUACCUUGGACUUAUCAGACUGAUUACUAUGGAUUAGCUGGAAUAAUUUACAUGAUUCUCAAAGCUGACUAUAUGAAGACCCAUAAAAUACACAAAGAAUGGGUUAUCCUUAAAGCACUUCCAAGAUAUAUAGACAAGACUAUGUGGGGCGAUAUAUUGAAAACAUUAUUGAAUAUAGAAUCAUGCAAGAAUCUUCCGAACUUGGAUAGUAUUGUUGAAAGAUUGAACAAGUAUCUUUCUAUUCAACAAACAGUGGUAUUAAACAAUCACUUUACUAGUUUUAAAAAGGUUCUUUUAAAAAAUUCUAAGCAUUUAUAAUUUUUUUUUAAUAAU